AUGCCAGCUCUACCAUUCCUUCAAAAGAUGAAGCGGGAGAAACUUGACAAAUGUUUUGGGUGGUUCUUGGAUAUGCUCAAGAAACUUUAUGUGAACAUUCCCUUCACAGAGGUACUCACUCAGAUGCCUGCUUAUGCAAAGUUCUUGAAGGAAAUCCUGUCUAGCAAGAGAAAAUUAGAGGAGACAACAGUGGUGAAGCUGAAUGCCCACUGCAGUGCCAUAUUGCAAAAAAGAAUUCUCCAAAAGUGUGGGGAUCCAAGAAGCUUCACCAUACCAUGCUUGUUGGUGAGUGAGAAAUUCGACAAGGCCCUCUACGGUUCUGGUGCGUCUAUAAAUCUAAUGCCUCUGUCUGUAUUCCGGAAGCUGGAAGGUGCGCUUGGAGUGAUAAAAUCAAUACCAGCGUCCCUACAACUGGCUGACCAGACCACCAUUUUACCUGAGGGAAUCAUUGAGGAUAUUCUAGUGCGGGUGGACAAAUUUGUGUUCCUCGUAGACUUUAUUUUGGUGGAUAUGGAGGUGAACAAGGAGGCGCCUCUAAUUCUAUGGAGGCCAUUUUUAUGUACAGGUAGAUCUAUCCUUGAUAUAUGUGACGGGCAGCUUAUGCUCAGAGUGGUAAAUGAAAAAGUGGUGUUCCAGAUGAAGAGGAUGAUGAAAUACCCCACUGAUGAGGCAUCCGCCUACUUGUGUUUCAAGCUAGAUGUUGUUGGGGAAUUGACUGAAAAAUACAAGUUUGGCAAGCUUGUGGGGGAUACUCUAGAGAGGUGUAUUACUCAGUCUAGUACAGCGGAGGAUGAAGAUCCUGAGAUAAAGAAAGAGGCUGAAGCCCUUGAAACUGAGAAUCAAGUGGUUGAUGAGGAGAAACUUAAAGAGGAGGCUUCUAAGCCUAAUGUGGAAUUGAAAGUCCUCCCCACUCACUUGAAAUAUGCUUUCCUUGAAACUAACAAUUUUCCUAUGAUUAUUUCUGCUACUUGA
Molecule: messenger RNA, 972 nt
Organism: Nicotiana attenuata
Lineage: Eukaryota; Viridiplantae; Streptophyta; Magnoliopsida; Solanales; Solanaceae
Exons: 1
Coding region: 1-972 (323 amino acids)
Source: RefSeq, a predicted model, not a curated record